This is a messenger RNA of Trichoderma harzianum CBS 226.95, 240 nucleotides long. RefSeq lists its product as hypothetical. Lineage: Eukaryota; Fungi; Ascomycota; Sordariomycetes; Hypocreales; Hypocreaceae. The transcript has 2 exons. The record is from RefSeq and is a predicted model, not a curated record. The annotation marks the transcript as partial.
AUGGUCCAUCUUUCGGCCUCAUUCCUCCUUGGAGGAUACUUCUCCCUCGCUGCAAACGGUCUGGCUCUUCCGGAGAUAGAGCCCCGCGGUGAUGAGCUUCACGCUCGCUCCUCUUGGAAUUUUAUGACUUGGACCGGCCCAACCGGCCAGACUGCCAAGCUGACCCCGGGCGCGGAUCUCCACGUUCUUCAUUACCUUCCAACAAACUGGGAGCUGUUCUUCUCGGCGAAUCAGCAGCCA